Volvox carteri f. nagariensis is the source of this 1206-nucleotide messenger RNA. RefSeq lists its product as uncharacterized. The transcript is spliced from 8 exons. NCBI's taxonomy places the organism in Eukaryota, Viridiplantae, Chlorophyta, Chlorophyceae, Chlamydomonadales, Volvocaceae. Gene Ontology annotation, cellular component: endoplasmic reticulum. The record is from RefSeq and is a predicted model, not a curated record. Gene Ontology annotation, molecular function: 4 iron, 4 sulfur cluster binding; tRNA (N(6)-L-threonylcarbamoyladenosine(37)-C(2))-methylthiotransferase activity. The coding region runs from base 1 to 1206 and encodes 401 amino acids. Gene Ontology annotation, biological process: tRNA methylthiolation.
AUGGAUGUCCCCGGCACACAGGCCGUGUGGGUUAAGACAUUUGGCUGCUCCCACAACAUCAGCGACAGCGAGUACAUGGCAGGGCAGCUUCAGGAUUACGGAUACAGGCGAGAAUCAGCCGGUUGUAACCCGGCCGACCUCUGGCUGAUCAACUCCUGCACGGUGAAGGGCCCCAGCCAGGCGGGCAUGUCGUCCCUCAUCGCGGUCGGCAGGGCGGGCGGGAAGAGGCUGCUGGUGGCGGGGUGUGUGCCGCAGGGUGACAAGCGGCUGCCGGAGCUCCAAGGUGUCAGUGUUCUGGGUGUGACCCAGAUCGACCGGGUGGUGGAGGCGGUGGAGGAGACCCUUCGUGGCAACACCGUCAGACUGCUGGCCAAGAAAGAGCUUCCGAGACUGGAUCUCCCUAAGGUCCGGCGCAACCGGCACAUCGAGAUCGUGCCCAUUUCUACCGGCUGUCUCGGCGCCUGCACGUACUGCAAGACGAAACACGCCCGUGGCCAUCUGGGCAGCUAUGAUCCCGCGGCGCUCGUGGAACGAGUGCGGCAGGCGGCGGCCGACCCAUGGGUACGGGAGAUCUGGAUCAGCUCCGAAGACACCGGCGCGUACGGUCGCGACAUCGGCUGCUCACUGCCGGAGCUGCUGGACGCCCUCAUUGCCGUACUGCCGCCGGACGGCCGUACAAUGUUGCGGGUAGGCAUGACUAAUCCGCCGUACGUGCUGGAACACUUGGAGGCCCUCUCCGCGGCGCUCCGCCACCCGUGUGUGUUCUCGUACCUGCACGUGCCCGUACAGAGCGGCAGUGAUGCCGUACUCGACUCGAUGAAGCGGGAAUACACGGUGGCGGAGUUCCGCCGUGUGGUCGACACCCUGCUAGCCGGGGUUCCCGGUAUGGAGCUGGCCACGGACAUCAUCACCGCCUUCCCCGGGGAGAGCCCGGGGGACCACGUGCGUACCUUGGAGCUGCUCAGACAGUACCGCUUCCCACACACACACAUCUCCCAGUUCUAUCCUAGGUCUGUGGGGGCGAGGGGGGAGAGGGGAGGGUGCGUGGGUGGGCGUGUCGGUGUGGGUGGGCGGUGUGUGGGCCGUGUGUGGGUGUGGGUCUGUGGGGUGCGUGGGUGGAGGAGGGGUGGAGGGAGGAGGGGGGGGGAGAGGGGGGUGGAAGGGAGGGGGAGGGAGGGGUGUGUGUGGGGGGGCGUGUGUGGGUGA